Messenger RNA from Arctia plantaginis, 603 nucleotides. The record is from the annotation of a GenBank genome assembly. Lineage: Eukaryota; Metazoa; Arthropoda; Insecta; Lepidoptera; Erebidae.
AUGGAGAAUGCAGCACCAGCUGCUGCCAAUAUUGGAGGACGUCGUGAACCUUCUACCGACCCUGUCAAGGAUCAAGGAAUUUUACGAUCAGUGGUUCACAAAAGUAACACUGCAGCCCGAUUAUGGCCCCAAAGAUGGUAUUUCUACAGCAAAAUUCGAGAAGUUCAAGAAUAUGAAGCUCGAAAAAUAGGUAUGACGGUAGAAGAAUAUCGCGCAGCACUACAGUGCCACAGCAGUCAACCCGAGCCAAAACAGUACCCAGUAAUCGUGGACCCAUCUCCAACACCUUUACCGCCCACGUCGUCAGGUAUGAUUGGCCGGCGUGCGCAAUGCCCAUUAGAACGUUACGGUCCUCUGGUGAAAUCCGCUCGAGAUUAUCCGACCCGCCCACCGCUAAGACACGGGCAAAUUUACGACCCUUACAAGCAGACAAUUGUAUUCUUAGGGAGCGUCGAUGGAGACCCCAUAUCGUACAAACUUCCACCAUCGAGAUCUGAGGUGACAGACGAGAUGUGGGCGCAACCGCGUCAAUUGACUGUGUCACCACUAGGCUGGGACAAUUUGCAGAAAGUACUACAAGAAAGCGAAAGACUCAACUCCUAA